AUGCAAUUUUGCUCGUAUUCGGAUCAUGGGAGUGCUACAGCAUACGAAUUUCUUCUUGAAUACUGCGAUGUUCGCAAUACAAUCCGUCGUGAAUAUGUACUCCCAGAUUUUUGUCGCUUGUCGCCAGAAAAUUUGAGAGAUCCUUUGCAAACUGCCAAGUCUUCGCAACUGAAGGAUGCAGUCUAUGCUGCAGAACUGAGCCUUCUCGAUGUUGUGGAUCCAUGCGACAUUGAGGAAGCGCUUGCUCAACGCCGAACAUCCGCACUAUACGACAUUUCUUCGACAACAGCCAGUCCAAGAAACAAAGAAGUUUCAAUAAAAUACACUCGUCGUGCUGUCAACUUAAUCGACAUUUGUAGAGUUAGUGAGUUUUCCGCGGAUGAUGUUGAGGUAGGAAUUGUUUCUCGAGAAUGGCCUACAGUGGAUCCACCAGUGCCGACAGAAACAAAAGAUCUGAAAAUUGAGCCAUUUUUACGGGACAUUAUCGCAUCUUUUACGGAUCAAUUCUCGCUGGUGCAAAGACGGUACCAACGGUAUGGCUCUGCUGAUGCGUAUGUUCGUAUGUUGAUUGAAAGACCCAUCAUCGUUCGUUCUACCACACAAGCGUUAAGCGUAGUUGGUGAUCAGUACCCAUACAUACCGCUCAUGUCACAAAACCAAAAGAGCGUACCAAAUUGCUGUUGGUGCAAAUCCCAGGAAAAGAUCAGCAUGUUAGCUGUCCCGAAAACUCCAAGUUGGUGGCAGCCCCUCGUUAUACGACGAUGCUCCUGCUUAUGGUCCUCUCAUUGCUGGCAUUCCUACGGUUCUCAGCAGGUUCAAUUUAAUCUACAAGGUGUCAACGCCGCCAAUAGCCGAUACGCAAUGGAUUACUUUUUUUACCAAGUUUCAUUACCAAGUUGA
This is a messenger RNA of Cylicocyclus nassatus, 900 nucleotides long. The record is from the annotation of a GenBank genome assembly. Lineage: Eukaryota; Metazoa; Nematoda; Chromadorea; Rhabditida; Strongylidae.